Molecule: messenger RNA, 1090 nt
Organism: Trichoderma virens Gv29-8
Lineage: Eukaryota; Fungi; Ascomycota; Sordariomycetes; Hypocreales; Hypocreaceae
Exons: 4
Coding region: 127-774 (215 amino acids)
Biological process (GO): mRNA splicing, via spliceosome
Cellular component (GO): U4 snRNP; U4/U6 x U5 tri-snRNP complex; U2 snRNP
Molecular function (GO): RNA binding
Source: RefSeq, a predicted model, not a curated record
AGACUCUCCAGCUUCCCACGAGGCAGAGCAGCGACGACGAGGCUGAAGAACAGCGGCUUUGUCAACCCACACAAGCAAUUUUUGAACAAACCAGAGGAGCUACGCUGGUAGCAUCUCACCGUCAAAAUGGCGUCCAACAAGCUCGGCAAGAUGGCCGGUUACAUCAACUACCGGAUGCGCGUGACCCUGCAGGACUCGCGACAGCUCGUCGGCCAGAUGCUCGCCUACGACCGCCACAUGAACCUCGUCCUGGCCGACACCGAGGAAUUCCGCCGCAUCAAGCGCAAGCAGAACAAGCCGGCUGCCCCCGGCGGCUCAUCGUCGGGCCAGACCGUCGUGCAGGAGGAGAAGAGAACCCUUGGCUUGGUGAUUGUUCGUGGAGCACACAUCAUUUCCCUGACCGUCGAGUCACCUCCUCCUGCCGAUCCUAGCGCUCGACUGGGCAAGACCACUACGGGCGGCAUUGCUUCGACUCUUCAGGCUGGCCCUGGUGUUGCUCGACCUGCUGGACGUGGUGCUGCGGCCCCGAUUUCUCUCGCCGGUCCGGCUGCUGGUGUUGGUGGAGGUGCUCCGCCUCCAGGAUUCCCAUCCUUCCCUGGAGCUCCCGGUGCUCCUGGUGCUCCAGGCUUUGGAGGACGAGGUGGCCCCCCUCCUGGAUUCCCUGGCCAGUUCCCUCCUCCCGCGGGUUUCCCCGGUGCUCCAGGUUUCCCCGGCGCGCCUGGAUUCCCUCCUGGUGGCCCACCUCCUGGCUUCCAGCCCCCUCCUCGACGAUAAGAAGCUGUAUGAAAGCUCUAAUUUCUGCGAUACCCACACGCGCAAUCCAGUCCAGAUAUGACGUCCCGGGGAAAAGGAGACGAGUAUAUGUGACUUUUAGAGAAUGGGAGAAUUGGAAUACUUCGCUAGGAACCGCUGUUAUAUGAUCAAGGGUGGCGUUUGGUGAUGCUGAAAAUGACACUUGGCUUGUAAUCUAGCAUCAACCGGGUACAUUAAGCUAUGAAUCGGAAUUCUUUUUUUCACGCACACCUUGUUUGUCUGAGAAACACGUAAAUAAUGUCCUCGAAUUAGCUAAGAAUUUAAGCACUACGCUUUG